UUUCUGUUUCCCUGGUGGAAAUUCUAUUACUCCUGGUGGUUCAGAACUUGUCCCCAUCCCAUGACACACAUAUUUCUCAUCGCACUCAUCCUCUGCAAAUACCAUCAUCCAUCGUUCCCCACUGCCCGCCCACCACCUUAUUGACUCCCCUUCAGCUGGCAGUGCACCACGUGUUCUCAACAGAUAAGGCGAAAACAGACCUUGGUUACCAACCCAUAGUGGACCCCCGCCAUGCCAUGGAUGCCACGAGGGCGUAUUGGAGGCGCACAGCGCAAAGAGAAGUCCCCAAGCCUCCGCUCAUAGUCUGGGUGCUAGUCCCUCUGGGUCUCGCUUUGCUCUACCUGUCGGCCUUUUACCCCCGGCCGUCUCUCCCGCCGCCCGUGUGCUGGGUGCAAGACCUGGGUGUUUUUCUCUUCAUGUCCCGGAGUAUGCUGCAGACGGUGUGGUGGACGGCGCUUGCCAUUCAUUUAACCGAGGCGAGCAUUGCCUGGAUGGUGGCUCGGAAUUCAGGAGGUUCGGGGGCAAGGGGAGCUGAGGUGGACGGGUUGGAGUGGGACGAUGGGGAGGGUGGCAAAGUGGGGCCGUGGAGUGAAAGGCAGAAUGCAGCAGAGUGGUUCGUGCAGACAUUUCUGUUUGGGUUUUGGUCGCUACGGUUGCUGUUGCGGCGUGUCGUCUGGAGGAUGGUUGAUUCUGAGCAAAAUCAGCAGUGA
Messenger RNA from Closterium sp. NIES-65, 710 nucleotides. Lineage: Eukaryota; Viridiplantae; Streptophyta; Zygnematophyceae; Desmidiales; Closteriaceae. The record is from the annotation of a GenBank genome assembly.